CAGACCGAAAGGAGCACGAGGAGAGACAAUAGAAAAAAUGUCACUGGUAGACUACGCUUCAUCGGACGAAGACGUGCCGGCGGCGGUGGAGGAGGAGAAGGAGGAUAAUCGUAAUCAGUCGGAAAACCACACAGUUACAGAGCCUCAACUCCCCAAGUACGAGCCGAGGCCUCAAUCUCCUCCGGUCAACCAGCCCAUUGUUAAGCCAAAUCAACAGUUUGAAACUAAUGAGGAGUCUUCUUCUGUGCCUUGGGUUGAGCUUCCUGAUGCUUCUUUACUCUUGAAUUCUCAAACAUCUUCUAGUCUUUUUAGUGGUAGCGAUCACUCUUCUCGAGUAGCAGCGGCUAUGGCUGCCAAUGCAUCUCGCAAGAGAGAAACAAAUGUUUUAGGAUCUUCUCUUCCUAGAAGUAAAGUUCCAAGAUCGAGCUUGCCUCACUCUAAGAAUGUUCCGGAUACUUCAGGGACUUUGUUGGUUCCGCCUCAGCUUACUGGAAGGAGUAACAUUGUCACUGAAGAUAUAAGCAAGCUGUUCGUGAAGAAGUCAGCCAAACCACCCUCGUAAUGAUAAUGCAAUGGCCGAAUUCAGGAAUUGUAAUGAUCUGUGGAUUGCGUGCGGUACGUGAACUUUUUCCCCCUCUAGUAGUAAUUAAUGUGGCACACUUUCGCUCA
Molecule: messenger RNA, 669 nt
Organism: Cucumis melo (muskmelon)
Lineage: Eukaryota; Viridiplantae; Streptophyta; Magnoliopsida; Cucurbitales; Cucurbitaceae
Exons: 4
Coding region: 38-562 (174 amino acids)
Source: RefSeq, a predicted model, not a curated record